CAAGAGGCGCUGAGGAGCGAGGGAGGGAGGUGUCGGUGAGCGCGCCUCCCCCGCCAUUAGGUAGAACAGGCGGCGGCCGGCGAGGCCAUGAAGCGAGGCGGUGUGGUGCCGUGGUCCCCGAGGGCGCAGGCCUUCCGCCUCCCCGGCCGCCAUGGCUACGCAGUGGAGUUCUCGCCCUACCUUCCCGGGCGCCUGGCCUGCGCCGCCUCGCAGUACUACGGCAUUGCAGGUUGUGGCACUCUGGUAGUACUGGAUCAAAAUGAAGCGGGUAUUCAUCUCUUCAGGAGUUUUGACUGGAACGACGGACUGUUCGAUGUGACAUGGAGUGAGAACAACGAACAUGUGCUGGUCACUUCCAGUGGAGAUGGAUCAUUACAAAUCUGGGACACAGAAAAUCCUUCAGGUCCUUUGCAGGUUUAUAAAGAGCAUAGUCAGGAGGUUUACAGUGUUGAUUGGAGCCAGACUCGAGGAGAACAGCUAAUUGUGUCCGGAUCAUGGGAUCAAACAGUGAAGUUGUGGGAUCCUGCAGCAGCACAAUCUCUGUGUACUUUUAAAGGUCAUGAAGGUGUAAUUUAUAGCACAAUAUGGUCUCCACACAUCCCGAGCUGCUUUGCAUCUGCCUCAGGUGAUCAAACUUUAAGAAUUUGGGAUGCAAAGUCACCAAGACUUCCAGUGAUAAUUCCUGCUCACCAGGCUGAGAUUUUGACUUGUGAUUGGUGCAAGUAUGAUCAGAACUUGCUUGUAACGGGUGCUGUUGACUGCAGUUUGAAAGGCUGGGAUUUGAGAAACAUUCGACAGCCUGUUUUCAACCUCUCUGGACAUACUUAUGCUAUAAGGAGAGUAAAAUUUUCACCGUUUCAUGCCACUAUAUUGGCUUCCUGUUCCUACGAUUUUACUGUGAGAUUCUGGGAUUUCUCCAAGACUGAUCCUCUGCUUGAGACUGUGGAGCAUCACACAGAGUUUACUUGUGGUUUGGAUUUAAGCUUACAUCAUUUGGGUCAGGUGGCAGACUGUGCUUGGGAUGAAACAGUGAAGAUAUAUAGUCCUUCUUCACUGACAGCUGCUGCAUAAAAGAUGUGUCUAUGGAAGACAGAUGACGUGGAAGAUUCCCAGGGAAGAUAAAAAUAUAAUAUUCAGGUCUUGAUGACUGCCUUGUGUCUUAUAAUAGAAUGGGAUAUUUCAGUUCAGACUACAGCUAUGGGACAAAGUCAUGUAAUUCCUUUCACAAAAACUCUGUUAGGCCAUCAGAAUAAUUUAAAAAUUAAAAUGGCAGAAGCAAUUCGGGAUCUAUAUGGAGUAUAACAAUCUUUCUCAACUUUCUGUCCCCCAACACAUCUGGAUGGUAUCAAGUUGGAGAAGCCUGUACUAUAGGAUACUUGUCAAGCAGGUGUUUUAAGUAUUGGGUGACUGGAACUGUGUCCGAUAUCUAGAAAAUGAAAAAAUGUAAAUUGCAUUGUAAUUUGAUAAUCUGCCAUUGUUCAAAUGUCAAAUAUAUAAGAAAGUGGCAUCACACUGAUGUAUAUUGAUUUUAUUAUAUUUCUAUUUAAUGAUGCACUAUAAUAUGGUGUACACUGUAAGUGGGCUGGAAAUGACUUACAAUUACUAAAUAGUUUUGUCAGA
Messenger RNA from Anolis carolinensis (green anole), 1620 nucleotides. RefSeq names its product peroxisomal biogenesis factor 7 (gene pex7). Gene Ontology annotation, cellular component: peroxisomal matrix; cytosol. Lineage: Eukaryota; Metazoa; Chordata; Lepidosauria; Squamata; Anolidae. The transcript has 10 exons. Bases 88 to 1071 code for a protein of 327 amino acids. The record is from RefSeq and is a predicted model, not a curated record. Gene Ontology annotation, molecular function: protein binding. Gene Ontology annotation, biological process: protein import into peroxisome matrix.